AACGCGAAAAGUAAAAAGUCGCAAGAGGGAAAAGAAGCAAAGAGGUAGCAACAAGCAAAGAAAUCGCACGCGAAACUUUUUUCUCUGCCAGUGUUUAGCAAUAAUUUAGCUAAUUUCGUGCGUAUAUUUGUCGUAGAACGGUUCAUAGUUCGCCAAAUAACGGUUUGUAGACAGCUGGCCGCGAGUGUAAACAGAACGUGCUGCCCUCUCGCUCGCACUCGCACUCGCGCACCAGAAGCUCGGUCAUCUCAAGAAUUUCUUAUCAGACGGAUUCCCCAACCUUGGGACCACAUAGGUUAACAUAUAUAUAGGUUAAUAGCCCGCUCUAAUCUUUGGUCCGUUCCGAGAGAGUACAGCGAACAGCAUGGCAGCGACGCCAGCGCCAGCAGUGACGCCGGCAGCGACAGCAACGUCGGCUGCGGCCAAAAUUCCUGUGAAUCCCGUGUCCCCCGAGGAGGAGACCCUUCUGCGGGGCCUCAACAAGCUGCGCAACGAGGAGAAACUCACGGACGUCACUCUGAUCGUCGAGGAGCACCGAUUCAAGGCUCACCGCGUCGUCCUGGCAGCCAGCAGUGACUACUUUUGCGCCAUGUUCGCCGACUGUGCCAUGAUUGAGUCGCGUAAGGACGAGAUAAAUCUCUACGGUAUUAAAGCCAGGGCCAUGGGCUCGAUCAUUGACUACAUAUACACAUCGAUGCUGGAACUGAACUACGAUAACAUCGAGGAGAUCCUGGCGGCAGCCACGCACGUCCAGGUGCGCGAGGUGAUUGACCGAUGCACGAUCUUUCUGGGCGCAAAGAUCGAGAUGGAAAACUGCCUGGCCAUUGCGGGAAUGGCCGAUAUCUAUGGAAUUAUGGACUUAUCCGAACGGGCCUACCGCUAUAUGUGCGCUCACUUUGAGGAGUUCGCGACCACAUCGGACUUUAAAGAAAUGAAGGUGGACCAGCUGCGCUUCAUCCUCAGCAGCAACUAUCCCAUUGACGUGGCCGAGCAGGAUCUGGUGCGUCUGGUAUGCAGCUUUGCGAUCGAACAACAGCUGAAUGAGAGCGCUUUGGGGGAUCUGCUGAGGCUGAUCAAAUGGCAACACAUUAGCUAUAAGUCCGUGGACGAACUGAGGAACAUGAACUGCUCGCUGGAUAAGGGAAAACAGCUGCCACUGCCUACCAGCUACUACAACCGAAUAAAACAGGAGCACAUGGGGCACCUACUCAACGGAGUGGUGUCCCUGAAGGAUCAGUCACUGCCACAGGGACCAACAAACAUGCGGGGCAUGGAGCUGUGUCUGCUGAAGAUCGGGGGCUUCGAGUGGAACGGCCUGACCAAUGUAAUAAUGUGCUUUUCGCCAAAGAAAAUGAAUUGGUAUGAGUUGACCGCCAUUCCGCACAUCGAUCAGUGCAACUUUGGCACGGCCGUACUGAACAACAAACUGUUCAUCGUGGGCGGAGCGUACGAUGUCUUUUUGAAGGAGUACAUCCAUCCCUUUGGCUUCUGCUACUGUCCGCUAAGGAAUACAUGGAUGACCAUAGCACCCAUUCAGCAGGAUCGCUGCCGUUUCUCGUUGAACGCAGUGGGCACUCAGCAUCUGUAUGCGGUGGGCGGCAUUCUGGACGAUGAUAACGAAGAAGCCCUGCGCAUGAUCUCCAACGUGGAGCGCUACGAUAUCGCCAAGAAUGUAUGGACCUAUAUGCCUAGUCUGCAGGAGAAUCGCAGUCAGCAUGCCGGCGUCGUUGUGGGCGAUAAGCUUUACAUCUCUGGUGGCGUCCACUUGGCCAACAUACUGGCAAGCAUGUGGGUAUUCGACACAAAGACGGAAGUCUGGCAGGAGCUGGCCUCGAUGCCCACGCCCUGUUGUGACCACGUUUUGGUGGCGGUGGAUAAUCGCAUCUAUGCCUGCGGCGGAUGGCACGAGAGUUUGACGGAAUGGCGGGUUCUGGUGGAGCACAUAUAUGCCUAUGAUAUUGAGACUAACACGUGGAGCGUGGAGACCAAGAUACCGGCCCCCAAGUUCUACACCGGCGUGACCGCGAUGGGCAGAACAAUAUUCUUUGUGGGCGGACUGGACUCCACGGAGUCGAUUGAUCGGGCCAGUGCGGAAACAAUGGCCUACGACUUGGAUACCAAGGAAUGGUGGCACGAAAAGGACUCGUGGGACUCGCCCAACGAUGUGUGGGAAUCAACCUGCGUGGCCAUCUAUGUGCCCAAUUGUGAUGCCUAACUCUCUGCAAGUCUCUGCAAGCCUCCGCCUCCAUCUCCAUCUCCAUCCUAUCCGUAUCGAAUUUAGCGAUUCUCAUGAUAUUUUUAUAUAUACUAUGUGUAGCUAGCGUAGACCUAUGUACAUGCGAGAUUUUGUGAUGACUGCAGUAACGAAAAUGUGCCAAGCACGGAAAUGAAACAUGUAAAGACCGCAUAUGCCUUAAUUUCGCUCUCGAACGAAUACACAGACAAUGGUAAAUUAUUAAAUAACUUUUAAUUAACUUGUAUAAACCGCAUAUGCCUUCAUUUCUCACUUGAUUGAUAAGUCAGAGCUCGAAAAAUAGGAUUUAUUUGUGUGGCUGAGACCCUUCUUUAAUUGCCAUGCAUAGUUCAUCCAUAAGCAAACAUAAUGUAUAAAAAUGGCAGAUACUUGUCAUUCAUGUGUUUGAAAAUGCAGUCACUUUUUUGAAGAAUGAAAAAGCAAACAUUUUAGAGCUAUGUUGUGAUAAAAUUAAGUAAAUUUAACGAAGCAUAAUGUUUAUAAAGAAUUAGCAUUCACUGCGUCGAAAGGCAUACACCCACCACCUUUAUGAUUUAUAUCGAAUUUGUUAAACUUGACCAAUUACGGCCAAUUCAUUUUGCACAUACUUGCUAUUAAGUUAUUUCGUAGAGUUCUUUACGCAAAAAAAAAACCUUUUUUACGAGCUCUGAUAAUAGAGUGUAAAAUAUGUAGAACAUGUACUUAAUUUGUAUAAACUAGAAAAAGUUCGUUCCUAAUUCUGGACUGUCCUUCUUCGUCGAAGCUAAAUCACUCAUUCAUUCAUAUAUCAAUUUUUUUUUUCAACAUCCCCAUUUAAGUAAACAUUAAAAGUAGUAUUUUCUUGCGAUUCUGAGACAAGGACACUGCCUAAUUUAUUGCACUAAAACGUUCUUCGUUGAAUUGACGAUAAAUGGAAGGACUUUCUAGGCUUACAUUUUGUAUAUAGAAUUUAUUACUCAGUAUUUAAGGUCGUCGGCAAUAAAUAGAAUUCUAAAU
Messenger RNA from Drosophila melanogaster (fruit fly), 3229 nucleotides. RefSeq lists its product as uncharacterized. The transcript is spliced from 4 exons. Gene Ontology annotation, biological process: protein ubiquitination. Lineage: Eukaryota; Metazoa; Arthropoda; Insecta; Diptera; Drosophilidae. Bases 365 to 2215 code for a protein of 616 amino acids. The record is from RefSeq and is marked reviewed.